AUGGUCACCCCUCGGCCGAAACCCGAUUCGAGCUACGCAUCGAACCGCUUGACAAGACAAAAUUACCACGGAAAACCUCUGCUGUCGACUUUUCGGGACAAAGAAGCCCCUGAGCCUGUUACUAAGCCCGAACCGGCCACGGAUGAUGAACCUGUGAGCUCCAGUGAAGAAGAAACGAGAAGCAAUGCCAGUCUGGAUGACGAGUUCGGGAAUGAGAGCACGCCUCGUCGCUCAGGGCCGACUUUGGAGGAGAAACUAGCGGAGACGUCGAGAGACAAUAGUACAUCGCUACAAACCCCGCGGACAAAGAGAGGAUUUGAGAGUCCGAGGCCUCAACGCUCGAGUCGUAAGAGGGCGUUAAAAGAUACUGUUACCGUCGAUGAGAAUGACAAUGGCGAUCCUUUUCUAGAGUGUGGGUGGUCUUCACAAACCCUGAAGAGGUCUAGGGCCGAUUAUGGAUCUAAGAAGAAGCGCAACUCUGAAAACAUGGACACGGAAUCCCAGAAGGAUAAUGGAUUUAAGGUCCCUCAGGAUAUUGACAUCAAAAGCCCGCCGUCUAAAUCACGCUCAUCCCCCGAGUUCAAGGCUCCUCCCCCUCUUCCGAAUGAUAUUGUCUCUAGCUCCUCCUUUGCGCCCUCCUCUGCACGAGAACCUGCUAUCUUCGACUCGGAUGAUGACGAUGCUUCGCCCCUUAGCUCCCCGCUUAGCGAGCUAUCUGAGACCGGUUUACAAGAUGUACUAUUUGAUGAUGCGAACGACGUGCAGAAGCCGAAGGAGUCUUUAUGUCCCUGGUGUAAAGAAGCUGUAGACCCAGAGCUCUUGUUACGGUUUCAGUCACAGCCAAAACAGCGCAUUCGAGAGCAGCAGCGGUUCUGCGAUUCGCAUAAGAAGACCGCGGCCGAGAAAGAGUGGCACGAUAAGGGCUAUCCAGCUAUUGAUUGGGAUACGUUCGACGACCGGAUCCGUGUCUAUUUUGAUGACUUAGAGGGCCUCUUGGUCCCAGAUAGCCAGUCCUACUACCGAAACAUCCUAGACUCGACUUUAAAAGCCGGAAAGGCCAAGAACUUCCGGCUGACACUGGAGGGCGAUGGUUUGGAGACGAUCUCUUGCGGUUAUUACGGGACUCGAGGCUCUGGUAAAAUGUUACAAGCUUUGACCACACGUUUCUCGCGUAAGCUACGCCGCCUGGCGGCCAGCGACCACAUUGUGAAGUCGGCUGGCGUGGUGGGUUACGCACAAGCUGUGCUCGUGCCUGAACUAGCGGUCCGACUGGUCAAGGAAGACAUGGGGGUUAGCGACGAAGCCGCUCGGCAGAUCUUGCGCGAUAGCAUCGAUAUUGGUGAAAAGUUAAACUUCGCAUUGAACGACAAGGUUCCGAUUCCCGAAGAACUUGAGGGGCAUUCAGUUGAUGAGUAACUGU
Messenger RNA from Aspergillus nomiae NRRL 13137, 1420 nucleotides. RefSeq names its product RTC4 family protein. The transcript has 3 exons. Lineage: Eukaryota; Fungi; Ascomycota; Eurotiomycetes; Eurotiales; Aspergillaceae. Bases 1 to 1416 code for a protein of 471 amino acids. The record is from RefSeq and is a predicted model, not a curated record.